CUUUAACUGUAAAAUAUUUUUAAAAUAUCAAGGUAUUUUUAAAUGUCAUGGCGUAGCAUGAAAACGUUCUCAAAAGUGUUUCGUAACGGGCUUUUUGUGCGGGGGCGGUGCCACGGUUGAACCUGCGAGGCGAGGUUGGGGGCAAAAGUCCCCGAGUUUCACUUCCUACUUUUGAGCUCACUUCUUCUCGUCGCAGGCGCUCAAAAGCGCGAGCGCACAUUUCAGAAUGAGCUACUUUGAUUUGCAGCCCAGUGCCACAAUUCCUCACUUUUACACGUAAAAAAAAAAAAAAAAAAACAAAAACAAACAAAUAUGGCUUUCAUCUGGUUUACGCUGACGACGUUUAUGAGCUAGACCGCCAGCUGUCUUUAUUGUAACGUAACCGAGCGUGACUUCCGGCGGGCGGACUCCCAACAUGCCCGAAUCUUCGAAGAUGAGAAAGCCCGACGUGAAGGUGGUCCUCCUGGGGGACAUGAACGUGGGCAAGACGUCUCUUCUGCACAGGUACACGGAGAGGAAGUUCCAAGACACCAUCAGCACCGUCGGGGGGGCCUUCUUCCUCAAGCAGUGGGGACCCUACAACGUCUCCAUAUGGGACACCGCUGGGCGGGAACAGUUCCACGGCUUGGGCUCCAUGUACUGCCGCGGCGCCGCCGCCGUCAUCCUGACUUACGACGUCACCAACUGGCAGAGCCUGGCCGAGCUGGAGGAGCGCUUCCUGUCCCUGACGGACACCGCCAACCACGACUGCAUUUACGCCGUCGUGGGCAACAAGGCCGACCUGACGGACACUGGAGCACGGCUGUCUCGGGAGAUGACUGACGCGGAUCAAACUGAGUCAGAGGAGGACAGAUCCGAUUUGCUGUCAGCUUGCCCCACGCCGCCCGCCUCGCCCGUGUCCACCCCCGGCGUCACGUUUCCCAAGCAAGUCAGCCGCGAGGAUGCGCUGGCGUUCUACGAGCGAAUACUCCGCUACAAGGGCUCGGACGAGAGGACCAGCCUGCCCGCCGAGAAGAUGUGCUUCGAGACCAGCGCCAAGACCGGUUACAACGUGGACGCCCUGUUCGAGGCGCUCUUCGAUCUGAUGCUGCCCUCCAUGUUGAGGAAGCGGAACGAGAACCAGCGGUCCGCCACCGUGGACUUGGAAAUCUGCAGAGGUGGCGGCGGAAAACGGAGCCGAUCGGGGUGCUGCUAAGACCCACGGGGAGACUUUGAACUUUCGACUUGGAAUGUGAAUUGAGAAAGAAACCACAAGCCUUUUGUCACCGUUAAACCUUCAUACUGUGAAGAAACAACAUUUGGAAUUUUGAAGUGUUCCAGACCACGGAAAGUCUCCGGACAGCAAAACCGACUUCAGAAUUCCGAAAUGAAAUUUUCAUCAAUCUUAGAGACAUUUGCACUAAUGGUUAUGAAAAGGGUACCGCAGUACAGUCUUAAUUAAAUACUUUCAUUUGAAUAUUUUCAGGGAUCAGAUUUAAAUUGACCUUAGAUAACACUGAUUUUUAAAUAUGUAUGUAUAUAUACUGGUAUAUCGCACGCGUCAAUUUUUUCAAUGACCGGACGUUAUUCGUCAUGUUUAAUUUUUUAAAAGUCAUAAUAAAGAUUUUUAUUUUGCCGUGA
Messenger RNA from Syngnathoides biaculeatus (alligator pipefish), 1620 nucleotides. RefSeq names its product RAB20, member RAS oncogene family (gene rab20). The transcript is spliced from 2 exons. The coding region runs from base 416 to 1195 and encodes 259 amino acids. Gene Ontology annotation, cellular component: endomembrane system. Gene Ontology annotation, molecular function: GTP binding; GTPase activity. Gene Ontology annotation, biological process: intracellular protein transport. Lineage: Eukaryota; Metazoa; Chordata; Actinopteri; Syngnathiformes; Syngnathidae. The record is from RefSeq and is a predicted model, not a curated record.